Messenger RNA from Parasteatoda tepidariorum (common house spider), 1706 nucleotides. RefSeq names its product degenerin-like protein asic-2. The record is from RefSeq and is a predicted model, not a curated record. NCBI's taxonomy places the organism in Eukaryota, Metazoa, Arthropoda, Arachnida, Araneae, Theridiidae. Gene Ontology annotation, cellular component: plasma membrane. Gene Ontology annotation, molecular function: ligand-gated sodium channel activity. Gene Ontology annotation, biological process: sodium ion transmembrane transport.
GGAGUUUAGUUGUAUCAUAAGUCAAAUGUUAUGAUUUGGUCUUUUUGAAGAUUUUAUGAGUGGUAUUUUUCUUAAAUGUACAGUGAAUAUCAAAAGAAGUUUUAAGUCAUGCAAAAUAAUUAUUGGAACCAGAGAGAUCAUGGAAUCAGCACUAUUUCUAAAAGUGGAGUAUCGGAUAUGAUAAAUCAAGUUAAGAAAACGAAAACAAAUACAACAAAAUACAGCAAUUUUCCACUCUAUUUAAGAACAAUCUUCAAAUCCUCUUUAAUAACCAGUUUUCCAGAAAUUGCUACAGCUAAAACAUGGGUGAGAAGAGUCUUAAAAAUUCUGGUAUUUCUGGGAUGCUUGUGCGGCUUUAUCUAUCAAACAUAUAAUUUUCUUAUCUUGUAUUUAUCCUAUCCUACAACUGUAAAUGUUCAAAUCACCAAUCCUUUUGAGAUUGUUCAACCUGCACUGACAUUCUGCAAUAAAAACAGGCAAAGACGGUCAGUUAUCUGCAAAAAGGUUAAAAAUCAAUGCACAUUUCUACCUGAAAAUAGAUUUUGCACGCAAUAUCCAAGGUACUGUCCAGGGGGUAAAAGGAAUUUUUUCGGGGUACCAUUCCUAAAUUCAAUAAUGGAAGAUAAGCUUUCAUGGGAACAAACUAGCAAUGAAUCUCACACAAAAGAUAUCAUUUCAUCCUGCAAAAUACAUCUCGAAGGAAAAAUAAAAGAUUGCGUUAAGCCUUAUCGUAGAGUACCAACUGUAAGUAUUGAAUCAAAACCUAACUACUGCUAUACAAUAGAGUCGCAGUGGGAAAAACCAAAUUCAACGGAUGAAAUUCAUCCAAAUACUUUCUAUUAUGACAUCAAUUUAAGAACUCAGCCAGAAGAAUACAUUGUAUAUUCAGAUCCUGUUCAAAUUUAUGUUGCUGUUCACGAUCGUAGGAGGUUGGUUAAUCCCUAUACGGAAGGGUAUGUUUUGAAAGGGGGAGUCAAGUAUCAAGCUUACGUUUCUAUGACAGAAGAAAUAAGCUUGCCAUAUCCAUAUAAAACUGAUUGUACAGACUACAUUCAUCUGUGGAGAGAAAAUAAUGGAACUGGUCCUCUUAAUCAGCUGAUGUGUAUCGAGUUUUGCAAAUUGAAUACUUUAAAACAACAAGGUUCUUGUAUUGAUGAAAACGUUGCAUAUCCUCAUGAAGAAGUUCUAUGUAAAAAAGGAGUUGUUACAGCCACUAGUAACAUAGUUGAAAAAUGUACAAAACAAUGCCAUCCACCUUGCAAUGAUCAAAGGUAUGAAGUGAGAACCGACGAAGUAACACGUUUUGAUCAUUUAUGUCAACAAAGCAAUGAGAAUUGCAAACAUGCAGCUGUCAUAGUGGUAGUGUCAUUUCAAAGGUUCAGAGUAACCAAAUUUAUUUAUCAACCGAAAUUUGAAACUGUAGAGCUUUUUAGCUACAUUGGAGGAUAUAUGGGAAUGUGGUUAGGAUUAUCUCUGGUUUCUCUGUUUGAUCUGGCUGAAACACUUGCAUACUUAUUUUAUUAUCCUGUUGGCCGAAUGAAUUUAAAAUCAAAAAAGAAGAAAAAAAGAAGAGUAAAUCCAUUCAGUCAGAAUUGGGAGAGAAAUAUGUCACUAUAUUAAAAUUUUUACAAUUUAAUAAUAUUUUUUAUUAAUUAUGACCUGAUAAUAUACCUGAAGGAGCUGAUUUUAUUGAAAUUUAGAUUAUU